GUUCGGAGAAAGUGGUGUCGCGUUGUGCGAUAGUGGAUUUUCAUGGAUUUUAAGUGAUAAAAUUUGUUGAAAUACAGAAAAUAUCUUAACAAUAGCGGAUAACAAAUCGUAAAACAAAGUCUAAAACGUUGUGAAAAAAAUAAGAAGAAAUGUUUCGUGAAUUCGGCUAAUAUUGUGUUAAACGUUCUGAAAAAAAAACGAAAAAAGAAUUUUAUUGAUUUAUCUAUUAAGCUUAAGAAGAAAGAAGAAAGUUGUUAAAACAUAAGAAGAAUUUGAUGCUGUUGCAAAUGAAUAAAUUUAUUAGAGUGUAACUUAAUGUCUAUGAUAAUAUCAAGUCAAUAAUUAAUCAAUUUUAUCAAACAAAUUGCAUAAUUACAAGGAGAAUAUCAAUAUCUACAUAAGUAAAAUCAAGUUUUAAAAGUCAAUUAAAGCUCGAUAAAAAAAAUAUUUUUUAUUGAUAAGAAGUUAACUUACAAUUGCCAUUCGAAGAUUGAUUAAUUUAAACCACUACACGAAGGCUGUCAAUUGAAAAUGUCAAUCAUUAAACAAUAAAAACGUCGAAUCGAAAGUAAACUUCCGAAAAAUUUCAUCAAUUUCACAUUCGUAAUCUCAAUCUUGGGACAAAGAAACAUUUAUAACUUAAAUGGCAUCUCCACGUGAUGAUAACUCUCCAAAACAACAUCAACAACGUUCACCGUUGAGCAAAACGAAUUUCAGCUUUAAAUCAUCGUCGCCAUCUCAUUCGCUUAAUGAAUCUCAGCAACAUUUGAGUCCUACAAAAUUUCUUAAUUCACCGUCAUCGUCGUCUCCAAAUAAUGAUAAUCAUAUGGUAACUGGAUCUGGUCCGAGUCGUCAACGCUCUUUACGCGAUCGAUUGAGAGACGGAAUAAGUAGCAGUUUGACAUGGCAGUAAGUGAAU
Clunio marinus is the source of this 919-nucleotide messenger RNA. NCBI's taxonomy places the organism in Eukaryota, Metazoa, Arthropoda, Insecta, Diptera, Chironomidae. The record is from the annotation of a GenBank genome assembly.